GUUAAACUUAUAAUUUAAAAUAAAGUGAAAUAAUUAUAAAGGUUGUGCAAUAUUAUCAAUUUUUAAAAAUUUAAGUAAAGUGGCUGCGCCAAAAGUGGAUUACUCGAAAGUAAAAUUAAACAUAAACAUUGAUACAUGUUUUAGGAUGGCUUUAGCCAGGCUGCCAGUGGUGAGUGAGUGCUCGCCGCAGCAGACAGCCAGAGUGUCGGUGGCGGCGGGUUCGUCGGGAUCGGUGAGUGCAGCAGCAUCGGCUGCCGCGGCAGCUGCCGUCGUGGCCGGUGCACCUAGCAGUAGUACCAUGUCCGUAUCCCGGGUGCCCAGCCCGCCUCCUUCUUCUGAGGCGAAUACACCCGUGGCGGAAAACUGGUGCUAUACACAGGUGAAGGUCGUAAAGUUUAGUUACAUGUGGACCAUUAAUAACUUCAGCUUUUGUCGGGAAGAAAUGGGUGAAGUUUUAAAAUCGUCUACAUUCUCUGCUGGAGUAAAUGAUAAACUCAAAUGGUGUUUGCGAGUAAAUCCUAAAGGCUUAGACGAAGAGAGCAAAGACUACCUGUCUUUGUAUUUAUUACUAGUCUCAUGCAACAAGACUGAGGUUAGAGCAAAAUUCAAAUUUUCAAUAUUAAACGCUAAACGAGAAGAAACCAAGGCUAUGGAGAGUCAGAGAGCUUAUAGGUUCGUUCAAGGAAAAGAUUGGGGGUUCAAAAAAUUUAUUAGACGCGAUUUUUUAUUAGAUGAGGCUAAUGGCCUUUUACCCGACGACAAACUUACCAUAUUUUGCGAGAUGGCUCGUUUGCAGGUAAGCGUUGUAGCUGAUAGUGUAAACAUAUCCGGCCAGUCCAAUUCGGUUCAGUUUAAAGUGCCUGAAUGUCGUUUACCGGACGACUUGGGCAAUUUAUUCGAAAUACAAAAAUUUAGUGAUGUAACACUUUCGGUUAGUGGGCGAGAAUUUCAAGCACAUAAAGCUAUACUUGCUGCGAGAAGUCCCGUGUUCGCUGCAAUGUUUGAACACGAGAUGGAAGAACGUAAACAAAAUCGAGUCGCCAUUACUGAUGUAGAUCACGAAGUUCUUAGAGAAAUGCUUCGGUUUAUCUACACCGGUCGAGCAGCAAACUUGGAAAGAAUGGCGGACGAUUUGUUAGCGGCCGCAGACAAGUACGCUUUAGAGAGGCUGAAAGUCAUGUGCGAAGAAGCACUAUGUAAUAAUCUGUCGAUCGACAACGCAGCUGAUAUAUUAAUACUAGCUGACCUACACAGUGCGGACCAACUCAAAGUACAAACCAUCGAGUUUAUUAACACUCAUGCGACCGAUGUGAUGGAUACCACUGGUUGGAAAACCAUGAUACAGUCGCACCCACACCUAAUAGCAGAAGCGUUUCGCGCGCUAGCUACACAGCAAAUACCGCCAAUUGGUCCGCCUCGGAAACGUGUCAAACAAAGCUGAAACGGACCGUCCACCGCGGUGAUGCAGACUUACGAUCUCACCAGCCCACCACCCCCACCCAUCAACUCUUCCAGGGCGCACAUUUUGUAAAUUUAUAUAAUUUUUUUUUUUUUAUUCGUGAAAUCAUAUUUUUUAAUUUUUUUUUUUUUUUGUACAUAAAUAUGUUAUAUCUAAAAAUAAGAAAAUUCCUAAAAUGCAAGUAGCUUGUUUGCUGAUAAAGCGUUUGGAUAUGUUUGUAUUCUCACAAUGUAUUGUAAAAAAAAAAAAAAUAUGGCUUACGGCAAUAGCCGUUGGAACGGCAUAUGUGAUAUGAGUGAUAUUUGCAGCCUAACCUUGUAUAAUUUUUUUUAAUAUGUUACAUUAUAUUAAACAUUCAUUAUAAUACAAGUACUAUUAUUUUAGUUAGUUCCAUUAUUAUUGUUAAUAAUAUAUAGGUUGGUUUGCAUAAAUCUAUAAGAGCACACAAUUUUGAUGGUCCAUUGAAUUAUUUAAAUACUCGUUUUCCAUUUAUUAAAGGGGUUCCUAAAUUGUUUUGAAUCUAUUUUAUGCAACUCAGCCAUUAGAUUUAUAAUAAACAAUAUUACAUAAUAUUUAGCAUUAAAAAAAACGAACUUUGAUGUUAACUAUAUAAAAUAGGUCUCGUUAUGAAAUUUUUCAUUAAAACCGAUUAAAAUGGAUACUUAUUGUUGUAAUGUAAACUAUAUGGACAGUUUACACUUUCUGUUAUACUCGGUUUUUAAUUUCUAACUUUUUCUUUUUUUUUCUUUUGUGUGUUCAUAAAAAUAACAUAAUUUAGAUGUAAAUACUUAAUAAUUUGUAAGACCAACUGAGAAAAGAGACUGAAGAAAUUUUCUUUAAAUAUAUACCUCAGUUCGUAAAUUAAUAAACGUUUUUAUUGAGUCGAUAUUACAUUUAUCAAACAACAUAAGGAUAUAAUAAUUAUAAUUUAUUUAUUUUCUGUUGUUAUUGAUAUUAUUAUUUUUUAAAUAACAAUUAUUAUUAUCAUUAUUAUUAUUAUACCUCUUGAAGUUUAUUCGGUGUUGUUGAACGUGAUCGACCAAGUUUCUGUUCCUUGUAAUUAUAAAUAAGAAUUUUUAGUCUCUUUUCUCAGUGUAUUCUUUUCUUUUAUUAUUAUUUGUUUUUCCUCUGUUGCAAACGGAAAACAAUCAAACACAAGCCUUUCCAUGUUUAUUUUUCCGAAUUUAUUUUAUUCGUGUGAUUCGCUUGUUGUGUGUUUACCUGUUUAACAAUAUCUACGUCAUUCGAUUACAUAAUUAAGAUAUUGUGAAUAAUUUUAGACUAGACUCGAAGUAUUGUUUUUUCGAAAUAAAAACACUCGUCUUUCAAUCCUAA
Sipha flava (yellow sugarcane aphid) is the source of this 2794-nucleotide messenger RNA. It is a transcript of the gene rdx, whose product is annotated as protein roadkill. Bases 146 to 1441 code for a protein of 431 amino acids. The record is from RefSeq and is a predicted model, not a curated record. Lineage: Eukaryota; Metazoa; Arthropoda; Insecta; Hemiptera; Aphididae. The transcript has 9 exons. Gene Ontology annotation, biological process: proteasome-mediated ubiquitin-dependent protein catabolic process; regulation of proteolysis. Gene Ontology annotation, cellular component: cytoplasm; nucleus. Gene Ontology annotation, molecular function: ubiquitin protein ligase binding.